Candidula unifasciata is the source of this 3288-nucleotide messenger RNA. Lineage: Eukaryota; Metazoa; Mollusca; Gastropoda; Stylommatophora; Geomitridae. The record is from the annotation of a GenBank genome assembly.
AUGUACAGUUUUAACGGCGAAUUUCGCCAACGGCCUGUUCAGUCGCUCAGGGGGGCUAGCAGAAAUGAAAAGAAAGAAUCCCUGAUUCAAAGAGCUCAGGAGGAAAGACGAAAAAGAGAAGAAAAUCGCUUGCAGAUUGCUAGUGCCACCAAAAUUCAGUCGGUGUUCAGAGGGUACAAGGCCAGGAAAGCAUUGUGGGCCACGGUGAGAGCAGAAUUUGACGGCCGCUUUCAGUCAAAGGGCAGCCAGUCAGUGGUCGACGCUGCCACCCUACAGUGGUGUGUUCCAAAACUCUGUUUAUUUUUCAGAGAGGAUUUAGACAGCCAGAGACUGAUAUCCCUGUGUCAGUGUGUGAUCAAACAAAAAGAUGAUUACCUAAACAGCUUGCAGCCCAAGUCCAUCUACCUCCAGAUGAGCAGCCUCUUAAGUGUGGUUGUGAGGUAUUUAAAUAGUAUAGCUGAUUCAAAUGCACCAAUUGCAAUACCAAUGAGGAUGUUGGAGAUCUUCUUGUCGCCAUCUACCUACAGCAGUGUCCACCCAGGCCAGGGCAUGGACACACACAAGCUGCUCUCUCGCCUGCUGCGGAGCCUUGUCAAUGCUGGUUACUUUAGGUGCCUGCGUAAGUUGUUAAGCAGCCGAGUGCCUCCUAGCCUGGAGGAGUCGGCAGUACCACCCACCCCAGUUGCUGAGUCCAUCUUUGAUCUGAUCAUGAGCCCUGUCAGUUUUGCCGUCUCCAUGUCAGAUAAACUGUUCAGGCAGGAUAUUCUGAGGAAGGUGACCAGUUCAUUUCUGUGUGAGCAGUACUCUGAGCAGAUUGCCCUGUUUCUGCUGCCUGCGAUGGCCUACGGGAAAUACCCCUUCCCGUUUGUGGAGCUCAUUCAGUCCUUGAUCCAAGGGACAACAGUCACGAGUAAACAUUCAUCAACAGACGUAGAAAUGGCAUCAUCAUCAGCAUCUGCAUUGUUUCAUAACAACACUGUAGAUGUUAGCAGUUCUGGGUUUGAGGAUACUCCGUGGCUUCUGGCAUCUGUCUUGACCCUGGCAAACAAAGAAUUAGGAAACUUGAAUGCAUCUACAUGUGCAAUGUACUUGAAACUACUACAACGAUUGUUGCAACAACUGCCAUCUGUUGGGUACUCUCCUCUUGUUUCUGGAGACAUUUCUGACUCUGAGGAGGAAAUGGAAGAAGUUCAUGAGACCGGUUUCAUGAGUCUGAAAAGUGUGCGGCUGGAGUGUCUGCGACUGAUUGACUCUGAAGCACAUCUCAAGUGUAUCUACAACUGCUUGAUGAACCUGCCAGCGUCAGACUACAUUGAGUCGCUCGUCUCCAUAGCCUACUGUUUACUGGUCCAUCAGAAAAUGGCCAUGCACAAAAUCAGGUUGCUGUAUGUGCUGGCUUUCAACCCUCCAUUCAUGAGAAACUUAUGGGAGAUGUGUUGUACAGUGUCUGUGUCAGCUGUCACAGGAUCGAGUACCCCACUUCUGAACAUGCUGGCCAAUGGAGUGCCGAUGUCCAGGGACAACAUUGAGCGAAUUGUUCCAUUGUUGACCACAUUUUGUUGUCUGUUCAACCACUCAUUGCUGACUCUACAUGAUGGUGACUUCUAUGGAGACUCUGAUGUAUCUGGCUCUAGCAUGCCUUUCUCACUGGAUGAAGUGGUGCUCAUGUGCCAGAGCUUGAGGGAUACUUGCCUUGGGAUUAUAGAGCUGGCUCACCCGGACUCUCGUGUUGCUAUCAGUAACGAUUACAGAGAGGCCCUGAAGAAGACGGGAGCUCUGGGCAACACCAGCAGUAGUGAGGACAGCCCAGAACACACCAAACAGUGGGCUUAUUUGUUCAAGGUCACAUCAACAUUAGUCAGACAGCUCCACAGCCGAGACAGUCGCAGACCGUUUUGUCCUCCUGGUCACUGGCUGUCGUCACAUGUCAACAUUAGAACAGACAGGCCAUCACAGAUCUACUCAGCACAGAAUGCUAUUUUCGCCAGGAGAGAUUUUGGGACUCUAAGUGCUCUCACAAAGGCUAAUAUGGACACAGAUUCUCCUCCCCUGGCAAACCGUGAUGUGAGAAAUCUGGUCAUUUUGACGGAACUGCCAUUCGUCGUCUCUUUCUUUGACAGGGUCAAGAUCCUCCAGAAUUUGAUUAUCGUUGACAAACAAGAGCAUCAAGGAGACUUGACCAACUUUGGCAUUGGGCCAUUCAUCUCCAUCAACAUACGCAGAAAUUUCAUUUAUGAAGAUGCUUUUGAGAAACUGUCUCCAGAAAAUGAGCCAAAUUUGAAGAAGAAGAUGAGAGUGAGUCUGCUGAAUGCUGCAGGAUUAGAUGAAGCUGGAAUUGAUGGAGGUGGCAUCUUCCGAGAAUUUCUAUCUGAGCUCCUGAAGACUGGCUUCGAUCCAAAUCGAGGCUUCUUUAAAUACACGGCAGAUCGAACUUUGUACCCGAACCCAGAAGCGGGAUUGAUAGUAGACAACUUUACGUCCCAUUAUUACUUCCUGGGCCGGAUGCUGGGGAAGGCACUCAUGGAGAACUUGUUGGUUGAGAUUCCGUUUGCGUCGUUCUUUCUGUCAAAGAUUCUCAGCCCCAGCAAUGCCAAUUUGGAUAUCCACCAUCUGCAGUCAUUGGAUCCUCUCAUAUAUAAAAACCUGCUUUUCCUGAAGCACUACGAUGGAGACGUCUCAGAUCUUGGGCUGGACUUUACUGUGGUCAACAGUGAGUUUGGAGACACUAAGGUUGAAGAGCUGAAGCCAGGAGGUCGUAACAUACAAGUUACUCAUGCAAACAAAAUUGAAUACAUCCACCUGAUGGCUGACUAUAGGAUAAACAAGCAGAUCCGCCCGCACUGCAACGCAUUUAGACGGGGAAUGAAUGAUGUGAUACAGCUGGAGUGGCUGCAGAUGUUCAACAGCGGAGAGCUGCAAGUCCUCAUCUCUGGGGCCUCUGUCCCUAUUGAUCUUCUGGAUCUGAGGCAGAACACCAAAUAUUCAGGUGAAUACAGUGAUACCCAUCCUGUGAUAGAAACAUUCUGGACAGUGGUCAACGAGUUCACAGACCAACAGAAGCGGCAGCUCCUCAAGUUUGUCACCAGCUGCUCCAGGCCUCCGCUGUUGGGCUUCAAGGAUCUGUUUCCAGCAUUCUGCAUUCACAGCGCAGGGUCAGAGGUUGAUCGCCUGCCGACAGCCAGCACCUGUAUGAACCUACUCAAACUGCCAGCCUUCCAGGAUGCUCACACUAUGAAGUCAAAGCUUCUCUAUGCCAUUGAAUCUGGUGCUGGAUUCGAACUUAGCUGA